Olea europaea var. sylvestris is the source of this 1503-nucleotide messenger RNA. RefSeq lists its product as uncharacterized. The transcript has 2 exons. The coding region runs from base 1 to 1503 and encodes 500 amino acids. The record is from RefSeq and is a predicted model, not a curated record. NCBI's taxonomy places the organism in Eukaryota, Viridiplantae, Streptophyta, Magnoliopsida, Lamiales, Oleaceae.
AUGUGCAAAGCCUUCCCUCAAACUCUUACAAGCGCAGCUAGAGAUUGGUUCUCCACAUUAGAGCCAAAUUCUAUCGCCUCAUUCGCAGACUUGGCCAAUAAAUUCUCUGCUUUCUUCGCAAGCAGCAAGAGAAUUAGGAAAACAGCUGCAUCACUUAUGCAGAUGCGCCAGGGACCCAAUGAAACAUUACGCAAUUUCAUGACCAGAUUCAAUAAAGAAAGACUUCAGAUUCCCGAUCUACAUAUUACAGCUGCGGUCUCAGCUUUGACAUACGCUAUAAGAUGUGAAGCAUUCAAGAUGUCUUUGUCGAAAACCCCCCCGAAGUCAGUAAUCGACCUCCUAACUCGAGCUGAGAAAUACAUCAAUAUGGAAGAAACUCUAACCCCAAGAAAGGAUGUCUCACCUUCGCUAAGGCCAGACAAUAAGAGACCACGUGAACCCAAUCAACGAGACGAUAAUCCUUGGGUCAAGCAAAAACAAAACCCCCGACAGGAAACUUUUACUCCCCUGAAUACAUCAAGAGACAGAACCAAGUACUGUGACUUCCACCGAGACCACGGACAUACCACUGAGGGGUGUUUGGCUCUGAAGCAGCAAAUUGAGGCCCUCAUCAGGAGGGGUUUUUUGGGCUCUUACACUAGCCAUGAAAAACGCCCGAGGAACAAGCAGAAUAACAUACAUGAGGGGCGUAGUAGUGAACCACCAAUAGCUGGCACUAUUAACGUUAUUAUCGGAGGAACAGCUUCAGGGGGAGACGCCAACAAUGGACGUAAGAAGUACGCCAAACAGCUUCCAGUCUCUCCUGGCACGGAUCUUGCUCAUACGGAAGAUAUCACCUUCGGGUCCAAGGAUUUGGAAGGAAUAUCCUUCCCCCAUGAUGACGCCCUAGUCAUAUCAGCCAUCAUAGCUAACUUCGAGAUCAAGAGAAUUCUUGUGGAUAAUGGAAAUGCAGCUAAUGUACUGUCUCAUGAAGCUUUAGUUCAGAUGGGUAUCUCAGUGGAACAACUCAAGCCUGUUAAAACACCCCUACAAGGAUUUGGUGGCGGGGUCAUCACCCCUGAAGGUAUUGUUGAAUUACCCAUGACUUUAGGAUCUGAAGGUCCGCAGGUAACCCAUAUAGUAACUUUCGAAGUUGUCCGAACUCCGAUGGCCUAUAACGCCAUUCUGGGAAGACAAUUGCUAAAUAAAAUCAGAGCUAUUAUCUCAACUUUUCACCUGGCGAUGAAGUUCCCCACAUAUAGUGGAGUUGGGGUCGUCCGAGGAAGCCAAACUAUGGCUCGCCAGUGUUAUGUGACCAGUGUCCGAAAAAUAAAGGGUGACGUCAUGCAGCUUACAGAGCUCGAGCUCGAGCUUGAAAAUCGUAGGAGACUUGCCCUGGUAGAGGAGUUGGUCGAGGUCGAGCUCGUGCCUGGUAGGAAGGUGACAGUAGGGCGUGACCUUGAUUCAACCAUCAUGGCUAAACUCAUAAGUUAUCUCUCCCAAAACCAAGACGUAUUCGCAUAG